This is a messenger RNA of Neurospora tetrasperma FGSC 2508, 1686 nucleotides long. RefSeq lists its product as uncharacterized. Lineage: Eukaryota; Fungi; Ascomycota; Sordariomycetes; Sordariales; Sordariaceae. Gene Ontology annotation, biological process: biosynthetic process. The record is from RefSeq and is a predicted model, not a curated record. The coding region runs from base 1 to 1686 and encodes 561 amino acids. The transcript has 2 exons. Gene Ontology annotation, molecular function: pyridoxal phosphate binding; L-2-aminoadipate:2-oxoglutarate transaminase activity.
AUGCCCCCCUCAACACCCCCCGCCCUCUCCGACCCCGACGUCCCAACCCCUCUCUCCCAACCCGGCGAAAACAUGAAGAAACAAAUCAACCUCCUCCGCGGCUGGCCCUCCCCCCACCUCCUUCCCCCCUCCCACCUUCUCUCCGCCAGCACCUCGCUCCUCACCUCUCCUCCCCCAGAUGAACCACCCUCAUCCAAAUUUUCUUUCAACGUCCCCGCCCUCCAAUACGGUGCCGACCCAGGCUACUUACCCCUCCGACACUCCCUAGCAGCCUGGUUGACGAACAACUAUACCGCCCACGAGACGUAUCCGUCCCAUGGAUUUCCCACCUUGACAACGGCAGAGCAGAUUUGUAUUACAGGCGGGGCGAGCCAGAACUUGGCGAAUAUUCUGCAGGGGUUCACGGACCCGGCGUAUACGAGGGCUGUGUGGGCGGUUAGUCCGUGCUAUUUUUUGGCGGUGCCGAUUUUUGAGGAUGCGGGGUUUGCGGUGGGGAAUGGGAAGUUGAAGGGGGUGAGGGAGGAUGAAGAGGGAGUGGAUUUGGAGGAGUUGGAGAGGGGGAUUUUGGAAGUGGAGGGGGGGAGGGAAUGGCCGGGGAAGCCGGUCUACAAAACCCCCGGCCCCCACCGCAAAUGCUAUAAACACAUCAUUUACCUCGUCGCCACCUCCGCCAACCCCUCGGGCAUCACCACCUCUCUCGCCCGCCGCCACGCGCUCGUCCAACUCGCCCGCAAAUACGACGCCCUCAUCAUCUCCGACGACGUCUACGACUUUCUCCAAUGGCCCGUCCUCCCCUCUUCCUCAUCUUCCCCCUCCUCCCCUUCCAACCCCCUCUCCCUACCCACCCCCCUCCCCCGCCUCUCCGACAUCGACAUCUCCCUCGGCCCCUCCCUCCACGACCUAUCUCUCUCCGCACACUACACCCGUUCUUCACCUUCCGAUAUCCCCAACGAACAAGAGGAAAAAGACAUGCAACCCCUCUUCCCCACCCGCACAAUCUCCUCCCUCCACUUCGGCCACGCCGUCUCCAACGGCUCCUUUUCUAAACUCCUAUCGCCCGGUCUCCGCACAGGCUGGACACACUCCACGCCUGCCUUCGCCUACGGUCUCUCCCAGACGGGAAGCACCCGCUCAGGCGGCGCCCCGUCCCAGUUCUGCGCGGCGCUCAUUCACGAACUUAUCCAGUCUGGCGCGUUAGAUAAGCACUUAAGUGAGGUAGUUCGCCCCGGACUUCAGAAGCGACAUGCAGUGAUGAUGGAAGCAAUCAAGCGCGAAUUAGUGGGGCCGUUGGGGGUGAGAGUGAUUGAGGAUAAUAGGACUGGUGCCGAGAAGGAAAAAAACAGGGAGGGGUUGUUUGGCGGGUACUUUUUGUGGUUGGAGUUGCCGGAGGAGAUGGGGUUCACGGCGAAGGAAGUGGCGGAGCGGGCGCUGGAAGAGGAACGACUGGUGGUUAGUCCGGGGGAGAAUGCGGAGGUUAGUGGGGAGGGAGUACAUGUAGCGAAGGAAGAAAAAGGGGGGAUUAGGUUCCCGAGACAUUUGAGGGUGUGUUUUAGUUGGGAGGAGGAGGAGGAUUUGGUGGAGGGGGUGCAGAGGCUGGGGAGGGUGUUGAGGAGGAUGAUGGAGGAGGCGAAGGAGGGGGGGAAGGUAAAGAAGGCCGGGGGGGAGGGGUUGAAGGCGUUUAAGUGA